Molecule: messenger RNA, 1846 nt
Organism: Carassius carassius (crucian carp)
Lineage: Eukaryota; Metazoa; Chordata; Actinopteri; Cypriniformes; Cyprinidae
Product: amidophosphoribosyltransferase-like
Exons: 12
Coding region: 140-1660 (506 amino acids)
Biological process (GO): purine nucleotide biosynthetic process; purine nucleobase biosynthetic process
Molecular function (GO): amidophosphoribosyltransferase activity
Source: RefSeq, a predicted model, not a curated record
AAUUUACCUACCAGACUUUAUCCUCCGCCACUUGUUCGGCUGUGUGAGGAAACACGUGGUUCGAGUGACUCCAGCCAGCGUGGAAAUCAUAUACACGCUAACACUACAAAGCCAUUCAGCUCGCCUCAGAGACGAGGACAUGGAGUUUGAGGAGUCGGGAAUUGGGGAGGAAUGCGGGGUGUUCGGCUGUGUGGCGGCGGGAGAAUGGCCAACACAACUGGAGGUCGCGCAGAUUUUGACACUUGGACUUGUUGCUUUGCAGCACAGGGGCCAGGAGAGUGCUGGAAUUGCCACGAGUACUGGAACAAACUCACCGACAUACACCACCCUCAAGGGCAUGGGUUUAGUGAAUACAGCUUUUAAAGCAGAGGAUUUGCUGAAGCUGCGCAAUGGCAACCUAGGCAUCGGACAUACGCGUUACUCCACAACGGGCAUUUCAGAGCUGCAGAACUGCCAGCCUUUUGUGGUAGACACGCUGCACGGCAAGAUUGCAGUGGCACACAAUGGAGAACUGGUCAAUGCCUCUGCACUGCGCAAAAAGGUUAUGCGCCAUGGCGUUGGCCUCUCCACCAGCUCAGACAGUGAACUUAUUACCCAGCUCCUUGCUUUGACUCCACCCAUGGAGGAGCUAGAUACUCCUGAUUGGGUGGCUCGCAUAAAGAAUCUGAUGACAGAGACACCUACAUCAUACUCAUUGCUAGUUAUGUAUAAAGAUGUAAUCUAUGCUGUGAGAGACCCCUAUGGAAACAGGCCUCUAUCUAUUGGACGUCUAGUACCCAUCUCCAAACUGCACAGCUCAGGUGCUGGAGAAGCAGACACAGAAGGCUGGGUGGUCUCUUCUGAGUCCUGCAGCUUCCAGUCCAUUGGUGCAAAGUAUUAUCGUGAAGUACAGCCUGGAGAGAUCGUCCAGAUCUCUAAAAACGGACUGAAGAGCCUAAGUGUUGUCCCACGCCCAGAGGGAGACCCUCCUGCCUUCUGCAUAUUUGAGUAUGUGUACUUUGCCAGGCCAGACUCCAUAUUUGAAGGUCAGAUGGUAUAUACAGUGAGGCAGCGCUGUGGACGGCAGUUGGCCAUUGAGGCUCCCACUGAUGCUGAUGUAGUGAGCACUGUUCCAGAAUCAGCCACACCUGCAGCAUUAGGAUACGCACAACAAUCUGGCCUUCCAUAUGUAGAGGUGCUGUGUAAGAACCGCUACGUGGGCAGAACGUUCAUUCAACCAAACACUCGCCUACGUCAGCUUGGAGUUGCCAAGAAGUUUGGGGCAUUGACUGAUAACUUUGCUGGCAAACGAGUGGUGCUUAUUGAUGAUUCCAUUGUGAGGGGUAACACCAUCUCCCCUAUUAUUAAACUGCUGAAGGAAGCAGGUGCAACGGAGGUCCACAUUCGAGUUGCAUCACCUCCAAUCCGGUUCCCGUGCUACAUGGGCAUUAACAUUCCUACCAAAGAGGAGCUAAUUGCUAAUAAACCAGAGUUUGAGGAUAUAGCGGGUUAUAUUGGUGCUACAAGUGUGCGUUAUCUGUCAGUUGAAGGUCUGGUAUCUGCUGUUCAAGGUGGGAUAGAGUCACGUGGGAAAGAUGAGAGGAUCAGCACUAAGACUACUAGAUUUGGUCAUUGCACAGCCUGCCUCACAGGAAAAUACCCAGUGGAGCUGGAGUGGUGAAUUUUGGCCCACAUAAAUGUCUAUUCAUCUCUGUAUAGAAUAGUUUUUUGUUUCUUUUGAAAUUAUUUGUUAAAAUGACUAAGACCGGAAAUAAAACUUUGGUGCUGCUUUAACAUUUGUUACAGUUGUAAAUGUCAUAAGGCAGGCUACACAUGGUGUUAGAAUUCAAAUAAAACAUUCCAUACA